AGGGAAAAACAAACGCAAUAAAGAAAAGCAUUUAGCUUCUUAUUAUUUUAUUUGCAUUUGUACUUAUUUUGCUGUCUUAAUCAGUAUUUAUUUUGUUAUUCUUUUGCAGAUUUAUUAAAAUAAUCCGCGAAUAAAACGCCAUCUUCAGUCAGCGGAUAAGGCGGCUGCGAAUCAGCAGCAAUCUUCCGCGACGCCUUUCCCCACCCAUUUUACUUUCGCUUUCGUUGAUGUGGAACGGUAUGAAACAUACCUAAUUUGCAGCUUACGGAAACAUUUAACGAUCAGGAAAUAAAGACAAAUAAAGCAAUCAUGGACAAUCAGGAACACAGGCCGAACUGGCUGAACCAAAUCUAUCAUAUUUUAGUAUACAUAUGCUAUGGUGAGCUUUUGUUGCUUGACUGUCUGUUCCCUGGAUUAUCCUUCCUCUUACGUGAACUGUAUAAGAUUCUGACCUACUCCAACUCCUCCUCCUCCUCCGCCUCAGUGAAAGUCCACAUGCAGGUUGCUGGAGAAACAUUUCAGGCCCAUGAAACCUUCAUACAAAAGCUGAGCCUGCAGAUAGAGCUCUGCAGUGAAGAGAGCUGCAGCGUCAUCCUGGUCUUCUGUACCGUUGCUUCUCGGAUUGGGACAGACAUGGAGGCAGCCAUGGCCAAAGUUACAGAAGACAAACCUGUCAUCCUGGUGUUCAUGCACCACUGUCACGACCCCAGUCACAUGACCAACGUCACAGUGGAACCAUGCAGUAGCAAAAUAGUUCAAACCGUCCAAUGUGCCUUCCAUGAAUCACAGGGGCUGCUAGAAUGCACGAAAAACGGGCAGGCUGUUGCCGAGGUGCGUUUCAAGUUGCUGCAGUACAAAUGCUACACAGGGGAAGAGAGAAUUAAAAUAAAUAGUGUGCGGCCGUUCUCAUACAACCAAUUUUAAUCAGUUCAGAUUUUAAUUUGAAAUUUGAAUUUCAUCAUGUUGUUAUUUUCUCCCUGAAUUCUGCCAUGUGUUACGAACUGUGAUACUCCCUCCAGGACUGCAGUCCUUAAACAUGAUAUAGAUGUUGGUGAUAAUGUUCCUGUGAAGCAGAAUGCCUAUCGAGUUAAAACGACCAAACGUACCAUCAUGAAGAUAGAAACAGAAUAUCUUGUUCACCAUGGUCUUGCUGCCCUAGUUGUGGUCCUUGGAGCUCUCCGCGUUUGCUGGUACCCAGGCCAGAUGGUACAUUUCUAAUCCGUACGGACUACAGAAAAGUUAAUGCUUUAACUUAGCCUGACUCCUUUCUGCUACCCAGGAAGCAAAAUUUGUUACUAAGUUAGACUUGCUGAAAGGUUACUGGCAAGUCCAUCUCAUGGAACGUGCAUCCCGAAUCUCAGCUUUCGUCACCCCAGAUUUGGGAAAGUCAUCUCCGUACCCUUGACAUUGUGUUUUUGCGUCUCGAAGAAGCUUCUCUAACCCUGAACCUUGCUAAAUGUCAGUCAUGCUACUGUAGCAUACUUGGGUAAACAGGUUGGUCAAGGAACUGUUUGUCCUUUAGAAGCCAAAAUUUCAUCUGUUAGCUCAUGCGUUGGUGUUUUGAUCUGUCAAGGUUUCAAUUUGAAGAUUAUACAUAAGAAAGGGUUUAAAAACAUUGUUGCAGAUUCACUGUCUCGUUGUAACCUUUAAUAGAGGAAAAAGCUCUAUUAUAGAGGAAAAAGCUAUAUGUAGCUUUUCUCUUAAGGGUGGGGGUGUUACGACCCCCAGGGAUUGAUUUCUGCUUAGCCUUUUUUUGGAUUUGGUUGCUGUGGAUUUUGUUUUGUAAAUAUCUGUAAAUAUUUGCACCCCCUUUGGGCUUCACUGGGGGUGACCAGGGAAGCAGGGAACGCGACACCAUUUUACUUUGGUUACGUUUUCUCACUGUUUGGAGUUAGUCAGGGAGAAAGGUUAGUUUUGUGUACUUUUGUUUUCUUUUAUUUGGGUUAGGUGAAAAGUAUCUCUUUUGUUCCAGUUAGAGGUGUUUUUGUUUGUUAUUUUGGCCUGGUUGGUUCCUGAGGUGGUUCCCACUAUUAACCCUCCAGAAAUACCAAAGUAGUGGUCUCACUCCACUUUUUGUUGCGCCUGACCCUAGUCCGGGACGUAAGGCAUGAUUAUAAUUUGCUAACAUUGUCCAACUGCAAAUCAUUAAUGAAGAAUAUUGCGGCAUCUUGGGUAUUUUUCCUUACACUCACCAAGCUGAACUUUUUUGUUAUAAUUACUGGCAGUACACAUGUAUGGUAAGUGAUAAUUAGUAGAGGCCUUGUGCCUUUAUCAUUUACAAAUGUAUCAUAUCUAAUUGGAUAGCAUCAUAUUCUUUUGCCUCACAUUGUAUCACAUUGAAUCUCAUUGUAUUGAAUCAAAUUGUAUCUCAUUAGACUGGUGUGUGAGUGUGCCCUGCGAUGGGCUGGCCCCCCAUCCUGGGUUGUUCCCUGCCUCGUGCCCAUAGCUUCCGGGAUAGGCUCUGGACCCCCUGGGACCUGGGAGGAUAAGCGGUUUGGAAAAUGGAUGGAUGGAUAUAUCACAUUAGUAGUUGCUUUAUAUGUAUUUUUAAUGUAACACAUCAUUGACAAUGCAACAAGCUGUGUAUCGUACCCGGCUCAGUGAUGAAAAUGCACAUCCCCAAUAUGUACUGUACAGCCCUUGUAUAUAAUUGUGGUAGUGUUAGCAUUCAUAUAACACUGUUAGGAGGCGAAAUAACCGUAACUGU
Messenger RNA from Brienomyrus brachyistius, 2707 nucleotides. RefSeq lists its product as uncharacterized. The transcript has 5 exons. The record is from RefSeq and is a predicted model, not a curated record. Lineage: Eukaryota; Metazoa; Chordata; Actinopteri; Osteoglossiformes; Mormyridae. The coding region runs from base 310 to 924 and encodes 204 amino acids.